GCACUACACAGAUCUAGAACGCAGAAAUGGCGGGGACUAACACAAAGCUUUGGUGCAUUGAAGUUACAGAAGAGCAGGAAAUGGUAAUUCGAGCACUUUAUGGGCACAAUGACUGGGAUCUGAUAGAGCAUCCAUACCCCACCCUUACCAAUGACAGUCAUGGCAGUGGAUUGGCAGAAGGGAACCUGCAAGUUGAGCAACAAGAUACGGCGAUGGCAGGGAACCAGUCCUCCAGCAAAAGAACAGGUCGGAAGAGGAAAAACCAACGAGAACUUGGAGAUAAAGAUAGCCAGCCAACUUCAGGCCAAGCUGCGAACAGUACAGUUACAGCAACACAAGUCCAGUCAGCCCUUCAGGUUGGCCAAGCUGAGGACAUGACAAUGUCACAAAGUCAACCUGAGACAACAAGUUCCAGCAGCUCCAGUCAUGAUCAGCCUAGAUCUGAGACAGAGUGUCUGGACUGUUUUUGUGACCCCUGUGUUACAUCUCGGCCACAGAAAUGGUUGGGGAGCGGAAACCCGCCUGGUGCAGGCAACUCGUCACUUCGUAGGGUAUUUUACAAAAAGUACUGGAAGAUGCUAAGUGACCGUUGUGCCUGGUACGACUCCAGGUAUGUAGACAAGAAGACUAGAAUGUGGCAAGCGUACAAGAAUGGUUUAGAUCAAAACAAUUGCUGGGUUCCUGGUAGACACAGUCCUGACCAGCAGAGUGUCAGAGAAAUUAUGCCUGACUGUGUCUUGCGCCAGGUCCGCAAGCUGUAUCCAAAUCCAUCUCAUAUCCCGUACAUGGACCACAAGUUUUUCUGAAAUCUAAA
Molecule: messenger RNA, 814 nt
Organism: Branchiostoma floridae (Florida lancelet)
Lineage: Eukaryota; Metazoa; Chordata; Leptocardii; Amphioxiformes; Branchiostomatidae
Exons: 3
Coding region: 27-806 (259 amino acids)
Source: RefSeq, a predicted model, not a curated record